CACCAAGAGAAGUGUGAGUUGUGAAAGAGAGAGAAAAAGAAAAUCCACCUCGCCUCUCUCUCCUCUAAAAACUCGCCAAAGCACUGGGAGCAAGACGAGAAGAGAGCCAUGGCCAAGAGCAGUGGGAGCCCCAAAACCUAGAGAAAGAGAGUGAAAAAAAAUCGAUUUUUUCGGUGCUGCUCGAGCCUGUGAAGGUCAUCAAGGAUUCAAGGAGGUGCAGGAAUCAAAAGGAAGCCAAGAACAAGUGGCCAUGGAGGAGAGGUCGUCUUGUUCCUGUAGCAGCAGUGGCUUCUUGCUGCAGCUGGUACUAGCUCUCUUCUUGUCGUUGUUCUUGUUUCUUGAUUCGUCCAUGGCCGCCACCGCCGCACCGCCGUCGGCACCACUAAAUACCACACAGGCGUCGAUCAUGAAGGAGCUUAUAGCCAUGGUUCCUAACAGUGCCUGGUGGAACACGAGCGAUUCGAAUCCAUGCCGAUGGGAUGGAGUCAAUUGCUCUAGCUCCAAUUCUUUAUCAGUUGUGACCAAUCUUACUUUGUCUGGCUAUGGUUUGUCCAACUCCUCCAUAUUCGAAACCAUAUGCUCUCUUGACAACUUGCAAUUUCUUGAUCUCUCCAAGAAUUCCUUCAUCAAUUUGUCUCCACGAUUCUUCACCUCUUCUUGCUCCAUGAAGGCUGGAUUGCGGUCGCUUAAUUUGAGCAGCAACAGUAUACUGAUGCCACUUGGUGAUUUCUCUGGUUUCCCCCUUCUGGAGGUUCUUGACUUGUCCUUCAAUUCUUUUAGCGGUAGUAUCAGCACUCAGUUGAAUUCUUUGCCCAAAAUGAGAAGCUUGAACCUUAGUGGCAAUAGCUUGGUCGGUGAUGUUCCGACAAGCAUGGCUCUGUCUUUAGAGGAGUUGGUGUUGUCUAGUAAUCAAUUCAGUGGUAGCAUUCCUAAAGCUUUAUUCAAUUACCGGAAUCUUACCAUGCUGGAUCUCAGUCAGAACAAUCUAACUGGUGAUGUACCGGAUGAGUUCUUAAAGCUGCCCAAGCUCAGGACUUUAAUCUUGUCAGCUAAUAAUCUGAGUGGCAAUAUACCAGGAAGCGUGUCAAAUGUUAUAAGUCUCUCUCGGUUUGCAGCUAAUCAGAACUAUUUUACCGGUUUGAUUCCUAGUGGUAUCACCAAGAAUGUGAAGAUGCUGGAUCUGAGUUACAAUAAUAUCAGUGGAGUGAUCCCCUCUGAUAUGCUUAGUCCUGUGGGAUUGCAGAGUGUUGAUCUCACCGGCAAUAAUCUCGAAGGGCCCAUCCCUAGAAACUUGUCUUCAACCCUCUACCGGUUGAGGCUUGGUGACAACUCUCUCAAUGGAACCAUCCCAAACACAAUCGGUGAUGCGUUAGCCUUGGCUUAUCUUGAGUUGGAUAGCAAUCAUUUGAUGGGAAGCAUACCUUUAGAACUUGGCAAAUGCAAGAACUUGUUUUUAUUGAACCUGGGAUCAAAUGAGUUGAAGGGUCCAGUUCCUGAUGCAAUUGGCAGCCUUGACAAGCUGGUAGUUCUGAAGCUUCAAAUGAACAGUCUGGAUGGACCCAUCCCGAGUGCGUUUUUUGGUUUAGCAAAUCUGAACACAAUGAAUCUCAGUCAGAAUUCAUUCACUGGAGAGUUACCAAGAGAAAUCAGCAAGUUGUCAAAGAAGACAAAGCUUUCUGUUUUAAACUUGCAAGGCAACAAGAUCAGUGGCAGCAUUCCAAACUCAAUCAGCUUAUUAACUUCUCUGAUUGAGCUUAGUCUGGGGAACAAUGCUCUGACUGGUAUUAUCCCAACAAUGCCCAUUAAAUUAAGUGCUGUUCUUAAUCUUAGCCACAACCAUCUCAGCGGAUCUAUUCCUUCAAAUAUUGGUUUGUUAAGUGAUCUAGAGGUACUUGAUCUUUCAUACAAUGAUUUGUCUGGGGAGGUGCCAGCCUCGCUGGCGAGUAUGCAAAGCUUGACACAGUUGGUCCUUUCUUAUAAUAACCUUUCUGGGUCUAUUCCUAUAUUUCCUGGACAUGUGGAAGUUACUGAUACAGGAAAUCCCGGUCUUAAAAAUGGUACAGGAGACAAUGGGAAGGAUACUACAAGUGGUAAGAGGACCCAUGGUAUUUUCAUCACCGUUGUUGCUAUUGCUGGUGCUCUUGUUGGAUUGUGCUUGCUUGGUGCAAUUUUGAUGGUUUCAUAUUCCAAGAGAAUUUAUCGUGUUGAAGAUGAAGGAUCAUCAACUGAGGAGGCUGUUGCUCGAAUCAUCAAUGGCCACCUCAUAACAAUGAACAGUAUCCAUACUUCUGCAAUUGAUUUUUCGAAAGCAAUGGAAGCAGUGUCGAAUCACAACAACAUUUUUCUGAAAACAAGGUUCUGUACUUACUACAAAGCUGUGAUGCCUAAUGGCUCAACCUACUCUGUGAAAAGACUUAAUUGGAGUGAUAAGAUAUUCCAAAUUGGGAACCAACAGAAGUUUGGUAAUGAACUGGAGGUGCUUGGAAAGUUAAGCAAUUCCAAUGUCAUGGUGCCCUUGGCCUAUGUGUUGACAGAAGAAAAUGCAUACAUCCUCUAUGAGCACAUGCACAAGGGCACGGUGUUUGAUUUUCUUCAUGCCGGAAUGUCGGAUGUUCUGGACUGGCCUUCACGGUAUAGCAUAGCCUUUGGGUUAGCCCAAGGACUGACAUUUCUUCAUGGGUGCACUCAGCCAGUUCUGCUUCUUGAUUUGUCAACAAGGACUGUACACUUGAAGUCAAUGAAUGAACCUCAGAUUGGAGAUAUUGAGCUUUCCAAAAUUGUUGAUCCUUCCAAGAGCAGUGGGAGCCUUUCAACCAUUGCUGGUACAGUUGGUUAUAUUCCACCAGAAUAUGCAUACACGAUGAGGUUGACGAUGGCUGGCAACGUUUACAGCUUUGGAGUCAUCUUACUGGAGCUUUUAACUGGGAAACCAUCGGUCUGUGAUGGCAUCGAGUUAGCCAAGUGGGCUCUCAGCCUUUCAGGUAGCCCUGAUCAGAGGGAGCAGAUCCUUGACAGCAGGGUCUCAAGAACUUCAGCUGCUGUUCACAGCCAGAUGUUGUCGGUCCUGAACAUCGCUCUCGCUUGCGUCGCGCUUUCUCCAGAUGCUCGGCCAAAGAUGCGCAGCGUCUUGAGGAUGCUAUUGAACGCAAAAUGAAUCGGGCAUGAUAUGUUUUUGGUAGCUCAGAUAGGUAACAUAGAUGUGAAUGGAGUUUGAUCAUUUUGCUUAGUUUUUGGAGGUCAGCAAGCAAUAUACAGGGCCCUUGUACAGUAGCAGCACCAUAUAGUUCAAGGUAGAGUAGUAGUUUGUGAUAUGGCUGAUCAAAGGAGUGUUCAUUCAGGUAUCUAAUUUUGGUAUGAAUGAUGAAUGUGUUAUCUAUGCUGUAUCAUAGUGUUUCUCAUUUAUAUAUGGUUAAUAACAUACCCUGUGCAUGUCAGUUCCAAAGAAAAAAAAAAAGGGGGCAUGUUGGAUUGGUUUUGUGUUCAUCAUCAACAACUUUUGGAUAAUUGUUUCAUCACUCACAAUGGCUUCUGAUCUAA
Oryza brachyantha (malo sina) is the source of this 3537-nucleotide messenger RNA. RefSeq names its product leucine-rich repeat receptor-like tyrosine-protein kinase PXC3. Gene Ontology annotation, biological process: protein phosphorylation. Bases 251 to 3154 code for a protein of 967 amino acids. Gene Ontology annotation, molecular function: receptor serine/threonine kinase binding; ATP binding; protein kinase activity. NCBI's taxonomy places the organism in Eukaryota, Viridiplantae, Streptophyta, Magnoliopsida, Poales, Poaceae. The transcript is spliced from 2 exons. The record is from RefSeq and is a predicted model, not a curated record.